This is a messenger RNA of Ruditapes philippinarum (Manila clam), 2338 nucleotides long. RefSeq names its product fucolectin-3-like. The transcript has 3 exons. The record is from RefSeq and is a predicted model, not a curated record. Lineage: Eukaryota; Metazoa; Mollusca; Bivalvia; Venerida; Veneridae. The coding region runs from base 1 to 477 and encodes 158 amino acids.
AUGGAAGAAUUCGAAAAAUGUCCAGUCCUACGACAUCGAAUAAAUCUUUUACAAGGAGCUGAAGCAUGGCAGUCCACUACAUAUUUAGAUGGAGGUGAAAAGCAUAUGAUCGCAGACAAGGCUAUAGACGGAAAGGUAGAAGGCAUACACAACUGUGCCCACACUUAUAAUGGUUUCUCAUACUGGGCUGUUGAGUUUGGAACUCCGGGUCCUGUAAAAUCAGUACAAAUAAUGUUACGAAGAGACUGUUGUUAUGAAAGACAUACAAAUUUCACAGUGACCGUUGCUUACAGUCGUGAUGAUGUCAUAAAUGAUGCGGGAACAAAAUGUGGAUCAUACUUUGGUCCUGCUAUAGACAAGGAACCUUUUAGCAUAACAAUCAAUUGUACAAAUACAAUCUUCGGAAAGUUUCUAAAAAUCAAGCAUGAAUCUACAGAAAUGAUGGCGUUAUGUGAGGUCUACGUUAAUACACCUUAAAUGUUUAAAACAUACUGUGCACAACUUCACGAACUUCAAACAAAUUUAUACUUUGUUAGAUAGGGAAAACGAAAUUCUUUAAAAUGCACAAAAACGAGACAUUGAAAAGGUUUGAUUGAUCUUGUUCGCUAAUGGCAUUCUUCUCCACAAUCAAUCAUUAAUAAUAUGAUAAACCUGACCCUAAUAAACAUCCUAGUACAGAAAACUUUGUGAUUUAAUUGAAGACUCAUUAAUACCGAAUAAAGUUUUCUUUACUAUUUGUAUUAUUUCCAACGUUGUUAUGCCCAAAAAAUCGCACCGUCUGUCUGUCCGUCUGUGCGUCCCCACUUUAUUCGUGUCUGGACUGUAACUUUGUUAUACAUUGAGGGAUUUUAAAAUAACUUGGCACAAACCACAUCAAGAUGACGUGUUGUGUGUAAGACCCAUGUCCCUACCACCAAGGUCAAUGUUACUCUAAUAGUUUGAAGGUACUUAUGCUCAAAAGAAGAGUUUGAAUGUACACAUUAGUUUCUAAACUGUAACAUUGUCAUGUUUUGAAGGAUUUUAAAAUAAAUGUGGCUAAAUGUCUACCACAUCAAGAUGAUAUGUCGCAUCCAAGACCCUUGUCCUAAGGUAUAAAGUUUGCUAUAAAUAGCACUUCAUUUCACAAGAACAAUAUUAAGCAAAUAGUUAUUUUCAUUUUCAUUUCUUUUAAUAAUACCUGCUUAAGAAACCUUUUUGGGGGUAUUCGUCACAUGCAUGACAGCUCUUGAUUAUAUCAUUAUUGUUAUAAUUAUCAUUUAAUUUAUUAUUAUUAUUAUUAUUAUUAUUAUUAUUAUUAUUAUUAUUUAUGUUAUUUUACGGUUUCCGACUUUCUUUAGCUUUUUUGCUUAAAUGUUUAAUGUUUUGCUUCUUAAUUGACAAAAUUAUUUCUUAUUUAACACUUUUUUCUUCAUCUGAUUUAAUCUGUUAUUAAUCCAUAAUCAAAAUAUUAUAAAACACAAAUUUGCCUUUUUAUAGAGGAAAAAUAUUCUUAUUUCAGAGUAAAAACAAGAUGUUAUAUUUUGAUGUUAUUAUACAUUGUUGAGUUCAAUACUGCUUUUUAUUGCACGAGUAUAUAGAUGUCAAACAUAUAUUGGAGCAGGCUCUAGUCUCUGAUAUAGAUUUUGCAGCUAUGUACGAGUCUAAUAAAAUCUGUAUUGUUGUCAGAAAUAUAUAAUAACCACUUUAUUUGACAUCAUCAUUUUUUUGACAUUUUAAUAGAACUUUACUUCAUAAGUGUGACAAAGUGUCUACAGAAUCAAUGUGAACUUUGUUUUAUCAUGCCGCCAAACUUUAUUCUAUUUUGAUUUUCAGCCCUUAAUUUUUAAGACAUUAUUAUAUAACUCGUGCAGUGAUAGAUAUCAUUUCUUGAUAUCAACAAAUUUCAGUUCCUCUUAUGUAAUGUGAUGCAAAUUAAGUUCAUUCAAUGAAGUCAUGCAAUACCAAUAUUAUUCUAUAAUGAUAUUCAAACGUAUGAUAUAAAUUAGUGUGUUUUCUUACAUAUUUAAUUGUAUCUUUUUUGUUACUCUGAUGCUUUAAUGUUAAUAUAUUGUAAUGUCGUUUUUCUUUCAUGGUCCUUGUAAAAAUAAAAACAGAAACUGUCGCGAUGUUUAUUGAUAUUUUUUGGUAAUGGCGAAGUAUUCACAUCUAGCUUCUUUCAUAUGACUUGAUACUAAACGUUUGUGUCAGCAAAGCAAUACAUUCACAUGAUAAUUAGUAUUUUGAUGAAAUUGAAAGGUGCAAAAAUAUCAUGUUCUAUGUAAGAUUUUGUACGACAAAGUGAUUUGUGUCAGUUUUAUAUCAUUGUUCGAUAGCCUUAGUUUUUAAAAGUCAAAAUUUA